UUAGGGAGCAGAGCAGGUCCAGCUCGCAGCGCCCGGAGCCUGCAGACCCCGCCCCCGGGCUCCGCCCCCGAGGCCGCGGAGCCGCCAUCUUUUUGAGGGGCAGUGGGCCCAUCUCCGAGAUGCCGAAGUCUUGCGCGGCCCGGCAAUGCUGCAACCGCUACAGCAGCCGCAGGAAGCAGCUCACCUUUCACCGGUUCCCGUUCAGCCGCCCCGAGCUGCUGAGGGAGUGGGUGCUCAACAUCGGCAGGGCCGACUUCAAGCCCAAGCAGCACACAGUCAUCUGCUCCGAACACUUCAGACCUGAGUGCUUCAGCGCCUUCGGGAACCGCAAGAACCUGAAGCACAAUGCUGUGCCCACCGUGUUCGCUUUUCAGAACCCCGCCCAGGUCUGCCCUGAGGUGGGGGCUGGUGGGGACAGCUCAGGGAGGAACAUGGACGCUACACUGGAAGAGCUUCAGUCUCCAAAUACUGAAGGCCCCAUGCAACAGGUGUUACCAGAUAGACAAGCAACGGAGGCCAUGGAGGCUGCGGGCCUGCCCGCCGGCCCUCUGGGUUUGAAAAGGCCCCUUCCGGGACAGCCGUCCGAUCACAGCUAUGCCCUUUUGGACUUGGAUACCUUGAAAAAAAAACUCUUCCUCACGUUGAAGGAAAACAAGAGGCUUCGGAAGCGCCUGAAAGCCCAGAGGCUGCUGCUUCGGAGGACAUGUGGCCGCCUGAGAGCCUACAGGGAGGGACUGCGGGGACAGAGGGGACCGCAGGCCGACGCAGCACAGGGAUGCUGAGUCCCAGCAGGCUCUGGGAUGUGGGGAUGGUGGCAGCACCCUGGCAGGAAGUGGUGUUCGGCCCUGCUGUAGAUGAUCCCCCUCGCCACUGAUGCUGCAAGGUGCCCUUAGACAGGCAGGGUGGGAUGCUGUGAGGCGGUUGUCAGGUGAGGGCCCAACAGUCAGGUCUCCUGGGCUGAGGCUUUCAGCUGUGGGGCAACAACAGUGACCAAAUGUAAGCUGUCACAACCCUGUCAGCUACUCCCCAGGGAAGGAGAGGUGAUCAUUCUUACAGCCUGUGGGGUACUUACUGUCUCCCCAGAGGGGUCACUCUGAGGGUAGGCAGGGCCGGGGUCCUCCAUCAGCCUGGAUUUCUGAGUAACUCCUUGUCUGCCUGGUUUGUGUGAAUGUGGAAUAAAUCCUUUGACAUCUCCAUA
This is a messenger RNA of Rattus norvegicus (Norway rat), 1198 nucleotides long. RefSeq names its product THAP domain containing 3 (gene Thap3). The transcript is spliced from 4 exons. Gene Ontology annotation, molecular function: DNA binding. The record is from RefSeq and is marked provisional. Bases 120 to 782 code for a protein of 220 amino acids. Lineage: Eukaryota; Metazoa; Chordata; Mammalia; Rodentia; Muridae. Gene Ontology annotation, biological process: positive regulation of transcription by RNA polymerase II.